This is a messenger RNA of Yamadazyma jaroonii, 789 nucleotides long. NCBI's taxonomy places the organism in Eukaryota, Fungi, Ascomycota, Pichiomycetes, Serinales, Debaryomycetaceae. The record is from the annotation of a GenBank genome assembly.
AUGAAGCAUAUAAGGCAUCGGAACAUCGAUGACGAUGACGACAAGUUAUUGAAAAGUUUGAAAAGAAAGAACAAUGACGAUGAUGGUUUGAGUUUUGGCUCUUUAAACGAAGCACAAAAGAAAAUCUAUGAUGACGAUAAUGAUAAUGAUAAUGAUAGUGAUAGUGAUGACCCACCAGAAACCACAAGUUCUAAAUUCAGAAGUUCUACCAGAAAUUCCAAAUUUGAUAAAACCAAGAAUAGUAAGAGCAAACAUGCACCUUCUGAAUCCUCAUCUAAACGACCAGUAUCGAAGAUUCGUAAAAUUGAAGGGUUGGAUACCAAAUCAACAUUAUAUCAAGAUAUUAGAUUUGAUGCAGCUUUUGGUAAAGCUGAUUUACAUGAAACUAGAAAGAAUUAUGCUUUCUUAGAUGAAUAUAGACAACAAGAAAUUGAUCAAUUAUCAAAGAUCAUCAGAGAUAAGAAGAAUUUCAGUAAGUUAUCAUACUAUGAACAAGAUGAAAUCAAACAAAAUCUUCAAUCCCUUAAAUCAAGAUUAGAUACUAUGAAGACCAGAGACUUACAACAUAAGAUCUUACAAGAUUAUAAAGAUGAACAAAUGAAGAAUUACAGAGAAGGAAAACAAUCCAAUCCAUAUUUCUUAAAACGUAGUGAACAAAGGAAAUUAUUACAAAAAGCUAAGUUUGAAAGUAUGAAACCAAGACAAAGGGAAAAAGUUAUGGAAAGAAAGAGAAAGAGAAAGUUGGGAAAAGAAUUCCGGGAAUUGGAAUUCAGACAAAACCAGAAUUAA